Molecule: messenger RNA, 2018 nt
Organism: Zingiber officinale
Lineage: Eukaryota; Viridiplantae; Streptophyta; Magnoliopsida; Zingiberales; Zingiberaceae
Product: heat stress transcription factor A-2b-like
Exons: 2
Coding region: 811-1857 (348 amino acids)
Biological process (GO): regulation of transcription by RNA polymerase II
Cellular component (GO): nucleus
Molecular function (GO): RNA polymerase II cis-regulatory region sequence-specific DNA binding; DNA-binding transcription factor activity
Source: RefSeq, a predicted model, not a curated record
AUUUUUGGCCGUCCUUUCUACCCCUCUUUGCUCAUGGCGGUAACGCGGCGCCCUCCCGGCAUCGAUGACACACUCUCUCUUUCAGCUCACUCUCCAACAGAGCUAAGGAAUCCUAAACCCGCAUUCUAUUCGACUCCAAGCAAGAAUAUCCGGUAAAUUCAACCUUUUUUGUUCGUCAAAGCUUUGUCGGUCGAUUUCGGUUGGAUCGUUCUCUCCCCUUUUCGUUCUGCUUUUCCACCGAUUUCCCUUUUUUUCUAAGCGAAAAUCGGGUGAAGGACUGAUUAUUGUUGUUCAUGCUCACACCUCACUCUUUUCCUUUGUUUUGGUGGUAAAGCUUCAGUAACUGCUGUCUCGGCUUCGUUCGAAUUCCAUUUGUCGCAUCAAGUUCAGUGCUUGUAGUGUUUCUGCAAUUUGUUCUUUGCAAAGUGUUGUAUUUCCACUCUUUUCUGUUGAUAUCUUGGUAAUCCGAGCAACGAAUUUGGUGGUAAAGCAUCGGUAAUUGGUUUCUCUGUUUCGUUCGGAUUCCAACUGUCACUUCAUAUUGUUCUUCUCGAUUUUGUUCUAUGCUUGCUGUCUUCCUUGGCUACUAUUUUCCUCCAAAAAAUAGAAUCUUUAGCUCUAACCUGAAGCUUCUGGAGAAUAUAGCAUUUUUAUUCCUGAGCGGAGUUUGUAUCUAUCUUCGACCUGAAGAUUUGUAAACGUCUACAUCAGAAUUGCUUUUCCUUGUAUCUAUUGCCCUUUCGCAGUAGGACUAUUUACUUCCAUCUUUUACUUGAUUUCCAAAUUCCCGCUCUUGUCUUCGCUUAAUCUAUGAAUCACAUUGUGAAACCAGUGAAAGAGGAGCACCAGGACUUCUCUGAUGCUUCCUCUGGCUCUGUCAAUGGAGCCGUGGAUGCUCCUAGGCCACUAGAUGGGUUGCAUGAUGUCGGCCCACCGCCAUUUCUGACAAAAACCUAUGAGAUAGUUGAUGAUCCUAACACUGACCAGGUUGUGUCAUGGAGCCCUACCAACAACAGUUUCGUUAUCUGGGAUCCUCAAGCAUUCGCGAUGACUCUUCUUCCUAGAUAUUUCAAGCACAACAACUUCUCCAGCUUUGUCCGGCAGCUAAAUACCUAUGGAUUCAGGAAGGUGGAUCCUGAUCGGUGGGAGUUCGCAAAUGAGGGAUUCCUGAGAGGCCAGAAACAUCUCCUUAAGAGCAUCAAGAGAAGAAGGUCAGCUGCUCAUCUUCCUCUGCAGCAGCAGCAGCCUCUUGGUUCAUUCCUCGAAGUUGGAGAAUUCGGUCUUGAAGGCGAAAUUGACAGGCUGAAGCGCGACAAACAGUUAUUGUUAAUGGAGUUGGUGAAGCUGCGACAGGAGCAGCAGAACACGAGAUCCAGUCUCAGAGCUAUGGAGGAGAAGCUGCAUCAGACUGAACUGAAGCAACAACAGAUGAUGGAAUUCUUGGCACGCUUGAUGCGGAACCCCAGCUUUUUACACCAAUUGGUCGAGCAAAAGGAGAGGUUCAAGGAACUCAAAGAUGCGAUAUCAAGGAAAAGGCGACGACCAAUUGAGGGAACUAAUGGAAGUGGCAUCCCAAUCAAAGUCGAAAGCCAUGAUCUUGCAGACUUCAGCAUGGAGGCAUUGGGGUUGGACAUGACCAUGGAGAUGCAGGGACUGGUCGAUGAGGAUGAUUACCAAGAACAAGUAGGGCUGCCGGAUGGGGAUUUGAAUGAAGAAUUUUGGGAGGAUUUGUUGAACGAGGGGAUCGACAGCGGCGGUGAAGACGAGUUAAAACUUGCAAUUGAAGCAGGAAGCAGAGAUGAUGUGAAUAGUUUAGCUGAUAAAUUAGGGUUCCUGAGUUCAACCAGUCCCAGGUAGGAUGGUAAGCAUGUGUUCAAUCAUAAUAAGCUGCACCAAGCCAUCAGAUUUCAAAAUUCUCCUUGUGUCACGUAGUUCUAACUGCUUAAUUUGUAUGAGAAACUUUGGAAGCAAUAUUCAAUAUUCCGGUGUCAUGCUAAAUAAAACAUCGAUGUUUAUUA